AUGAGUUCAAAAAGAACCACGGCGUGGUCUACGGCACCACGGCGACCUUCGGCGCGCCCUACUACGGCGAGACGUCGCUGCCUCGCGCGGUCACGUGCAAAGGUCCUAGGGCAACUCUUGUACAGCGAGUCCAAAGGAAAGGCACACUGUGAGCAUGGCGACUACUCAAUGCCAAGCUCGCCCACGCGGCCACCUCUACCAGCCGAAUCGGACGGUUCCCCCCGACAGGACACCGCGAAGGUGCUGCUCGUGAGACGCGGUUUGUGCACCUUCGUCACAAAGGUCCGCAUCGCCCAGGAGAAGGGUGCUCAAGCAGUGGUCGUGGUCGAUAGGGAGACUUCCAGUAACACGCCGGAAGACAUCCAAAAAGUCGUCAUGGCCGACGAUGGGUGGGGCGAUUCGGUGCAGAUACCAUCCAUUCUGGUGAGCAAGAGCGAGGGGCAGCUCCUCAUCGAUGCCGCGAAGCACGCCACCGUCAUGGUCGAGCUGGACUGGAACAUCCCAAGGGGCCAGGUUGUGAACAUGGACUUCUGGAUGAGUUCCGGUGACAGGUUGGCCACAAAGUUCCUGGAAAAGUUCAAGCCUUAUGCUGUUGCCUUGUCGGAGCAUUUGCAGUUUGCACCGCGCUAUGACAUCUUCAAGCCCGAUGAAGGCAUGUUGGGCGAAAGCAACUCAGAGCUCUGCGUCUCGGCAGACUCAGAGAGCUUCUGUGCUCCGGAUCCAGAUGGGGGCGGCCCCGUCACAGGAGAAGACGUCGUGAACGAAGACGUCCGGCAGCUUUGCCUUUGGAACGUCACAGCGAGGAGGGGCGGCAAUACCGGAGCCCUUUUCUCCGAGCCCUAUUGGCGGUACGUUGUCAGCUUCAACCGCCGUUGCUCCGUGAGGGCGCAGGAUGCUGACCACCGUUUCGGGGAAGUGUGCUCGUUGUCGGUUAUGCGAGAGGUUGGAAUCGAUGCCCAGUCAGUACAGGAUUGCGUCCAACGGAAUCGCGUGCCGAUACUCCGGGAACAGCUGAAAAAUGUCGCUUGGAGCCGAUUGGCCCUCCAACUCAACGGCUGGAGGUAUAGCGGCCCGCUGGAUCCACAAACGGUGCUGCAAGCAGUGUGUGGCGGAUACACAACGCCUCCUGAUGAGUGCUCAACGCUGCAGAAGGGACUGCCCCCAGGCGGCGUCUUCACGGAUCCACCGCCCGGCGCCUCCCUCUUCACGCUGCUCAUCGGGCUGUUGCUGCUGGCCGGCUUCGUUGUUGCGGCGUUUUUCUUCUACAAGAGGCAUUUGACCUCGUCAGUGCGAAAAGUCUUGCGCGAAGAGGUCAUGCUGGAGGUUCAAACGCAAAUGGCCGACUAUGUGGUGAUGGAUGAGGAUGGUCAACACCGGCCUUCCAAUCUCCGUGUUCUCAGCUUCUAG
This is a messenger RNA of Symbiodinium sp. CCMP2592, 1407 nucleotides long. NCBI's taxonomy places the organism in Eukaryota, Dinophyceae, Suessiales, Symbiodiniaceae. The record is from the annotation of a GenBank genome assembly.